This is a messenger RNA of Scleropages formosus (Asian bonytongue), 1714 nucleotides long. RefSeq names its product homeobox D10a (gene hoxd10a). Bases 432 to 1442 code for a protein of 336 amino acids. The record is from RefSeq and is a predicted model, not a curated record. Gene Ontology annotation, biological process: regulation of transcription by RNA polymerase II. NCBI's taxonomy places the organism in Eukaryota, Metazoa, Chordata, Actinopteri, Osteoglossiformes, Osteoglossidae. Gene Ontology annotation, cellular component: nucleus. Gene Ontology annotation, molecular function: DNA-binding transcription factor activity, RNA polymerase II-specific; RNA polymerase II cis-regulatory region sequence-specific DNA binding. The transcript has 2 exons.
UUACAUCUCUAAGCUGGAUUCGGCUUUUAAAAACAAUCUUUUAAAAAAGUCACGUAAAAGCAUGUGCAGAGUUUCCACUUAUUCAAGGCGGUUCAGCAAAUCCGUUUCCACAUUACAGAAGCGCGUUUAUUUGUUCCUCGCGCGGAGACAAGGGGCGCAGCGCGCGCGGCGAAGGCUGCGGCGCUGGAAUCAAUUUCAAGUGCGCAUUCUAGAUGUCGCUGUUGACCACGUCUGAGCUCGCGGGCGAGCGCGCGCGCGCUCUCUCACGUGACCCGACGAGAGGCUCGCAUCUCAAGGCCAUUUUCAAAUUUCAUUGGUGUGGUUGUCAUGUGGUGGCGGAGAGGCAUCCCGAGCUGCACGGAGGAUUGUUUUGCUGGACAUGUCAGCCUAGCGGAGGACAUCGCGCUCCUCUUCUUUAAAACCUCUCCAAAAUGUCCUUUCCCAACAGCUCUCCGGCUGCCAACACGUUUCUAGUAGAUUCUUUGAUCAGUGCGUGCCGGACUGACAGUUUCUACUCGAGCAGCAACAUGUACAUGCCACCCGGUGCUGACAUGGGAACUUAUGGAGUGCAGACCUGUGGACUUCUGCCGUCUCUCGGCAAACGGGGAGAAGUUGGCCACCAAAACAUGGGCAUGAACGCCCAUCCGUAUAUACCUCAGAUUGACAGCUGGGCAGAGCCGGAGAGACCGUGCAGAAUAGAGCACCCCUCCACACAGAUGCCCUCUUGCACUUUUUCCCAAAGCAUUAAGGAAGAGAGUAACUGCUGCAUGUACUCCGACAAAAGAGCGAAGGUGAACGCCUCCGAAAUCCCCGUGUAUUCCAGUUUCAUUCCCGAGCCUUGUUCUGUGGACGGCUCCGAAAUCCCGGUUCCGGGCUACUUCCGACUGAGCCAAACUUACGCGUCCGGGAAAAACCACGAGUACAAUCAGGAGUCGAGUCCGAACACCAUCCUGCAGCUCAGCAGGGCUCUUCCCAAACCGCCGCUCUCUUCCAUUGCUGAAGCGGACAAGAAAAUAACCCAGCUCCCGAGCGAUCGAGAGGAAAGCGGGACGCCCAAAGCUGCAGCGGAGAGCCCGGGUCCGAACAGCGGCGUGCACGAGGAGAAGAGCUGCUUGUCGGAGGAAGGGUCCGCCUCGAGCCCCGAAUUGCCCCAGACGGAAGCGAAAGAAUGUAAAAACGAUGCUCCGACAAGCAACUGGUUAACUGCAAAAAGUGGGAGGAAAAAGAGAUGCCCCUACACAAAGCACCAGACCCUGGAAUUGGAGAAGGAGUUUCUAUUCAAUAUGUACCUGACUCGAGAGCGCCGCCUGGAGAUCAGUAAAAGUGUCAACCUGACCGACAGACAGGUCAAGAUCUGGUUUCAGAACCGCAGAAUGAAGCUGAAGAAGAUGAGCCGCGAGAACCGAAUUCGGGAACUUACCUCAAAUCUCACAUUUUCGUGAGCGGCGAUUCGGCGCCUCUUCGCCUCUCUUCGCCUCUCUUCGCGUUUUGUGGGCAGGACGACGUCCUCUUCUUUUCGUUUUCGUUUUCCUUUUUCAACCUUCGGAUACUGUGACCCGUGUUCGCUGCUUCGUCUUUUCCAAAUCUUACUUCCUCGAUGGUGUACGACAGACAAGUUACGCAUUGUGUACUUUAAACAUGUUUCAUCACAGGGUACCUGUCUUACGUGUCUUAAAUUAUUAAAGUACUGCAGACACCCAUUGCGGGAGUGUUU